AUGGAGUUAAGACCGCCGUAUUUUAGCAGGUUUAUUAGAGUGAGUAGUGAAAGUGUACAGAGAACAGGCCGAUUCAGCAUGGUACAGAAAUGGUAUCACACGAUCACAUCACGGUUGAUUACCACGAUGUUUUUGACAGUGCUAAUGAUAUGUGCUAUCUGGCAUAACUUCCUCACGUCGCAUAUAUUUAAACGGAAACAGCGGGUGGUGUUAGAUCCUCGAGAUACACGUCCAGCAAAUGUGAUCACACCGCAAACGACCAGCCAUUCUCAUAUGAUGCAUCGACACACACAGUCAUUCAGUUCAUCUGCACCCAUUGAGGUUGAUGUGGAAGUGGAUGAUGUGAAUAAUAUUGAAUAUGAUCGGACUAUCACAAGGCGCAUUAAAGCCAGAGACACAGAUUUCAAUCCCUUUGCAGAUGUACUGUCUGGAGAAGAUUUGAAACUUGUGCCAAACCUUCAAUACUACUACUCACAAUACAAUAUUGUAGUGGACGAGUAUGAGGUCACAACAAAGGAUGGAUUUGUCCUAGAGCUUUGGCAUCUUAGAAAAAAAGAUGAAUCUGAAUUUAAUGACAGAUAUCCUAUUCUUAUGUUGCAUGGUCUUUUACAAAGUAGUGGUUCCUUUGCCUCGGCCGGCAGGAAAUCCUUGGCAUAUUAUGUACAUGACUCAGGAUACGAUGUUUGGUUGGGCAACAACCGUUGUGGGUUCAAGUCUAAAUGGGAUAGAGAAAAGCUUGCUCCAAACGGGGAGUGGGAUUGGGAUUUGAAUACCAUGACAAGAUAUGACUUAGAAACUCUUGUUGAUGCUGUUCUCGAGAAGAAGCAACAUAAAUUUGAAAAGCUAUCAUUGAUAGCCCAUUCUCAGGGAACAACACAGGCAUUCAUGGGUCUUGUAAAUGAGGACGAUAUUUACAAGGACACGGAUUUCAGAUUAAGCAGUAAAUUGGACAAUUUCGUUGCUUUGGCUCCAGCAGUUUAUCCUGGACCUUUGUUGGACGAAAAGUUGUUCGUUAAAUUCAUGGCAAAACAUAUAGAUAACAAGUGGGUUUUUGGUGAUAAAUCUUUCGUUCCAUUGAUGAUGGAAAUGAGGGACAUCAUGGCUGGUCACAAAAUCUUUUCCUUUUUAUCAUAUGUGAUGUUCAACUUUUUAUUCAACUGGAACGACAUUUUAUGGGAUAGACCACUUCGGGAUAGACAUUUUCUUUUCUCACCAGUUCAUAUAUCAGUGAAACUCAUGCAAUGGUGGCUCAGUUUGGAUCCUCUGAAGUCAAGUUUUAAAACUUUUGCUGAAGAUAUGUUCCCGGAUGUCAAGACAUGGUUCCCAGUUCACUCUGAAAGCACCAGCAUGGAUGAACAUCUACAUAAGAAUGAACAUAAGCCCGUCACCCAAGACUGGCCCAAAAUUCUGUUAUUUAUACCAAGACAGGAUAGACUUGUUGACGGUGAACGACUCAUCAACCAUUUCAUUAAUCACGAACCCCAUUCCAUUUUCAAGAUUUGGUAUAUCGACGAAUACUCACACCUAGAUGUUCUAUGGGCUGGAGAUGUGAUUGAAAGAAUCGGUAAACCAAUGCUCGAAAACAUGUACUUCCCAGAACAGCAUUCAGCAACAAACUAA
Messenger RNA from Kluyveromyces marxianus DMKU3-1042, 1620 nucleotides. RefSeq names its product sterol esterase 2 (gene YEH2). Gene Ontology annotation, biological process: lipid metabolic process. Bases 1 to 1620 code for a protein of 539 amino acids. NCBI's taxonomy places the organism in Eukaryota, Fungi, Ascomycota, Saccharomycetes, Saccharomycetales, Saccharomycetaceae. The transcript has a single exon. The record is from RefSeq and is a predicted model, not a curated record.